AAGGGUUUUGUUUACAGCACGCCGGUUUGAAGAUUUUAAGAGUUAAAGUGAUAUUUAUUUAUAAUUUAGGAAAUUGUUGCACAUAAAAAGUCGCCAUGUCGCAGACUAUGCCUCCAGAAAACCUAAGCAGCCGCCUGUUGACGGUGCUGAGUUUGCCAUUGUAUGAUCGCGUGCACGAGCUGAGUAUCCUUUUUGAUCGUUGCUCCGUGCGCCAAAUUCAGGAAAUAUUCCCCCACGUCGUGCACUCCAUUUUCGGAAUCAAUGGGAAUCCUUUGGGUUGGGGCCUGCGGACGACGACGAUGGAGAAUAAUCAACUGCAUUUCCAGAUUUUGCAGCAGUUUUUCGGCGUGUCUGGUCCUUGGAUGCAUCUCUGCCACCGCCUGCUCCUCGAUCAAUGCAAGUUCGAGUUGGACAUCAACCUUCUGCCGGCAAAGUUCGUUAGCCUACUGCAGUCUGGCCAGAAUCCCAGGUUCUAUGCGGAACUCAUCAAUAUCGACACGAUGAUGCGCCAAGUGACCACGUUAUCGUUAAACGCCUUCGAUUUCUACAUAAUUCACUUUGUGCUGUAUGCUCUACAGCCUCUUCACUCCAUUAACCCGAUCGCCAUGCAGAUCCAUAAUGUAAGGAGUAAGACAGUGUACCUGAAGCUGGUAUCCGAGUAUCUCAACAACUUCCUGCCCCUGAUGCCUGAUGCCCGCAUAGAACCAGUACACUUCAGUGGUGGUGUCAAGGCGCCUCAGCCAUUGCCCGCGCAGGCAUUGCAACCUCAAAGGCAACCGCGUUACCUCAAGAUUCCCAGCUCAUAUCGUAAUGGCGGAAAUGUGUCCGGCGGAGGAGGCAGUCCAAACACUAGCGGUGGCAGCGGGAACACUUCACCCCAGUCAAAUAGUGCAAAUGCAAGCGCAAACAGGGCCUACGCCUGGCGAUCUGAGAGUGUACUCCAUUUUUUCGUUGACAUCUGGCUGCGAUAUGACAUCGAGUCAGAGCACCAUUUGCCUAGCAGCGAUUUUGUGCGCGGCGUACGUACCUUAGUAAAGCAGGUUCAUUUCUUUGCUAACGGAGCUCAGCAGGAUCACAGUUCGCUUUGUGCAUUGCGGAAGGUCUCGUUGAGCAUGGUAAAGGCAAGGAUAUACGCUUUCCUAUGCGGCUUAAUCGAUCGUUGGCCUCUGGACAGCUCAUUGAUGGUGGUGCUGGAGCUCUGGCUUAGCUACAUCCAGCCAUGGAGGUACACUAUAGCGGCCCUGAACAACAAGACGCCUAGUCUUGCCUACAAGCCGCCCAUUCUGCCCUGCUACGACGGUUUUAUUAUAGAUAAUUUGAUUAUGUAUACACACAUAUUUAUGCAAUUGGUACCGCACUUUGGGCGCUUGGAUUACACGGUCUAUCGAAACGCUUUUAUGCUGUACCGCCUGGCCACAAUGUUCGCCCAACAUGACUUAGUAGAGCGAUUGCAACGUUUUGAGCGACUCCAUGCGGGCAAUUCAUAUGGCUUUGACUCCCCACAGCGACAAGUGAACAUGAUGAAUAAAUCGUAUUCCCCAAGCUCACAGUGGAAUCCUGUGGUUAACACAAGCUCGGCGAAACUUUUUAGCCAUGCCAUGCAGACACAGAUGGAGAGCUUCCUUUUCCUGAUUAGCAUGGCCCGCAACUCGGUGCUAAGAGAUAUAGCUAAGUUACGAAACGAAAUCGCAGAGAAACAACGCUCUGAGGGAUUCCUUAAAAACUUCUUUAACAAGCUCUUCGGCGAGUGCACCCAGGAUGAGAUAACCCUGCGCGAGUUCAGUCGUAUACCGGAGGUUUUACGUCAAUGCAUCGACGCCUUCUGUAGAACAUUUAAUAUCGAUCCAGCAAACCUUUCUAUGAAUGAUAGUGUAUCAGAGGAACCUAGUUUGCCUGCCACGACCUCAGUACAAAAUUUCAGCUUUUUUGACUCUAGCAACUCCCUGGACACUUCAAAGUUGAAUCCACACCAAAUGUCUCUCAAUGCCUCGAAUAUACAUGCGACUGUUGAUCCAGCACAACUGCCCAUCCAGAGCAAUGAGAUCAAGCCGUUGGUAAGAAUGCUGCACGUCGUCUCUGAAGAGAUCAAUAAGAGGUAUGGCAGCCAAAUACAAGUUCUAUAUGCUCGCGAAGACUACUGUGGAAAGGUAGCGCGGCAACUUCUGUACGCUCCUAUGACGGAGCAGUGGUUCGACAAAAGCUCCGGCCAAGUAGAUAUAUGUGAAAACGCAGUUCCUCCUCGAGUUUGUCUACGAUUUUUGGGCUCUAUACCUGUUCUUGUUACGAUCACUGUAGUGCUAAUCCUUGGGAAACUUAUUUGGGGUUCCUCAAUCCUAGGACUGAUCAUUUUGGGCACUGUGAUGUUUCUGUACACCUUGCUGCAGGCACUGCUUUCCUAGUUUAAAUGUUUUAACUAGAUAGAUUACUAAAAAUCUGACAUUUAUAUAUUUGUAUAAAAGUAAAGAAACUAC
This is a messenger RNA of Drosophila eugracilis, 2471 nucleotides long. RefSeq names its product sphingomyelin phosphodiesterase 4. Bases 96 to 2399 code for a protein of 767 amino acids. The transcript is spliced from 7 exons. The record is from RefSeq and is a predicted model, not a curated record. Gene Ontology annotation, molecular function: sphingomyelin phosphodiesterase D activity. NCBI's taxonomy places the organism in Eukaryota, Metazoa, Arthropoda, Insecta, Diptera, Drosophilidae. Gene Ontology annotation, biological process: sphingomyelin catabolic process; glycerophospholipid catabolic process; ceramide biosynthetic process.